This is a messenger RNA of Corticium candelabrum, 555 nucleotides long. Its product is annotated as large ribosomal subunit protein uL15-like. The coding region runs from base 37 to 483 and encodes 148 amino acids. Gene Ontology annotation, cellular component: ribosome; cytosolic large ribosomal subunit. NCBI's taxonomy places the organism in Eukaryota, Metazoa, Porifera, Homoscleromorpha, Homosclerophorida, Plakinidae. The record is from RefSeq and is a predicted model, not a curated record. Gene Ontology annotation, molecular function: structural constituent of ribosome. Gene Ontology annotation, biological process: translation. The transcript has 5 exons.
GCGCUAUUUAUUCAAACCGCAUGCGCGAGAUCGACUAUGCCUACACGUUUUACAAAGACGCGCAAGCUGCGAGGCCAUGUGAGCCACGGUCACGGGCGUAUAGGUAAGCGUCGAAAGCAUCCCGGUGGACGUGGCAACGCCGGAGGAUUGACGCACCAUCGCAUCAACUAUGACAAAUGGCAUCCUGGUUAUUUUGGUAAAGUGGGCAUGCGUCAUUUUCAUUUGACGAAACAAAGGUACUAUCGACCGAUUAUCAAUCUGGACAAGCUCUGGACUUUGGUGAGCGAGCAGACACGGAAGACGUACGCUAAGCGUGAAGAUAAGAAGGUGCCAGUCAUAGACGUCGUCAGAGCGGGUUACUACAAGGUAUUAGGAAAAGGUCGUCUUCCGCAGCAGCCGGUCAUCGUGAAAGCCAAGUUUUUCUCACAACUAGCCGAGCAGAAGAUUAAGAAAGUGGGCGGAGCUUGUGUACUUACAGCAUGAGAACUGCAUGGGAGCUUCUUUUUCCGUGUGUACUGUACCUAUUCGUCAAUUUAAAUAUACAAAUCUACUGUA